Closterium sp. NIES-65 is the source of this 6781-nucleotide messenger RNA. Lineage: Eukaryota; Viridiplantae; Streptophyta; Zygnematophyceae; Desmidiales; Closteriaceae. The record is from the annotation of a GenBank genome assembly.
AUCGCUGCUUGAUUCUGCCUCUGUCGCGCUGGCAGCGCUGCGGGUGAGCAGCGCUGAGCUGGCGCACUGCAGUGCCGCCCUGGCAGCCAUGCUGGGCCGCCCGGCCCGGGCCGUGGAGGGGCGGGUGAUGGAGGAUUUUAUUGCCCGGGAUGACGUGGCAGCCUUCCAGGCGUGGUUCUCUACAGUCUCUGACGCCGUCCUACGUGGCGCGUCCAUGUCAGCGCCAGCGUGGCAGCGGCAGCGCCAGCACGACGUGCGGCUGGUGCUGCCGGGCGGCAAGCUGCGUCCUGUGCGGAUCACGGUCGAGGCCGCCCCUCCAACUUCCACUGGUGGAGGAGUGGGAGCAGGGGUAGCGGGUGGUGGUGGUGAUGCUGCUGCUGCUGGUGGUACUGGGAAUCAUGUGUCGAUGGUCAUGGCUGUGAUUUGCGACCUGGCAGCUGCCAGCACUGCGAAGCCGCCCUCCUCAGAUCGCCACCGCUUCAUUCUGGAGCAUCUACCUGCGGGCGUGGUGCACGUGCUGCCGCAGCCGGGGGGAGCGGGGGGGCCAGGGGGAGCGGGGGGAAAGGGUGGGGAGGUGCUGGUGAAUGCGCAUGUGGAGGCGAUAGUGGGGUACUCGCGGGAGGAGCUGGGGAGUGUGGACGAGUGGUUCUCGCUGCUGUUCCGGGAGCGAGAGGCCGAGAUCGCAAGGCAGGCUUCCCUCACCUAUGCUGCAUUGCAUGCUCUGCGUGUGGUGCGCAAGGUGAUGGAUGCGGACAGGAAGGCGGGGUUCCCCCAUCCGCGCACCAUGCGUGUGGUGCGGAGCGACGGCGAGCAGCGGUGGGUGGAGGUGGUGGGGCGCGACUGCAGCAAUCUUUCCUCUUCCAGUGACAUAACCGGGGGAGCAGCGGAGGGGGGAGGGGGCGGGGAGCUGUGGGUGGUGAGUGACAUCACGGACCGGCUGAUCGUGCAGGAGAAGUUCCGCCUGCUCUUUGACUUCUCCUCGGAUGACUAUCUGGUGUGUGACGAGACGGGGAUCACGGAGUGCAACAAGGUGGUGGUGAGGUGGGGUUGUUGCACUCCACGAGACGGGGUCAUGGAGUGCAGGGGGCACAAGGACGGCUACCUGGUGUUUGAUGAGACGGGCAUCACCGAGUGCAACGAGGCGGCGGUGCGCUGCCUGCGCUGCCCCGACAAGGCCAGCCUGCUGGGCCACCACCCCGCGCUCUUCUCGCCGCUGAAGCAGCCGGACGGGCAGCUGUCCAAAGAGAAGGCUAAAGCCAUGGACCGGAGGGCAGAGCAGCACGGCAUGCACAAGUGCGUGAGGAGGGGAGGGGUGGGUGGGAGGGGACGUGGUGGGCAUGCACAAGUGCGUAGGGGGGAAGGAUGGGGGGGUGGGGUUUGGGUGGAGGGGAGGCGGGGGUGGUUGCAGUUUGAGCGGGUGUACCAGCGGUUUGACGGCUCGUUGGUGCCCAUAGAAGUGACUUUGACGUUCCUGGAGGUGCAGCAGCAGCACGCCAUGUACUUGGUGGUGUGGCACGAGGUGGCCGAGAUCAAGCAGCAGGCGGAGGAGCUCAGAGCCGCCAACACUCGCCCCCUCUCCUCCCUUUCAUCCCUCCCUUUCAUCCCUCCCAUCCCAUCCCUCCUAUCCCCUUCCGUCCCCUCCUCCCCGCCCCUCAGAUUCGAGUGGGUGUACCAACGUUUCGACGGCUCUCUAGUCCCAAUAGAAGUGACGCUGACGUUCCUGGAGGUGCAGCAGCAGCACGCCAUGUACUUGGUGGUGUGGCAUGAGGUGGCCGAGAUCAAGCAGCAGGCGGAGGAGCUCAGAGCCGCCAAGGACGCCGCUGAGAAGGCCAGCCAGGCCAAGAGCCAGUUCCUCGCCAACAUGAGCCACGAGAUCCGUACCCCCAUGAACGGUGUGAUCGGAGUGGCGGAGCUGCUAUUAGGAACGGACCUCACAGCGGAGCAGCGCUCGUACCUCGAGAUCAUCCGCUCCUCGGGGGACAAUCUCCUGAGAAUUAUAUCCGAUGUGCUGGAUCUAUCCAAGAUCGAAUCCAAGAACCUGGCGCUAGAAACACAUAGAGUUCAAUAUCCAGCAGCAGGUGACGGAGGCGCUCUGGCGCUGCAAGAGGGGCUGCUAGAGGUGACAGAGGCGCUGGCGCUGCUAGAGGUGGUGGCGAAGGACAAGGGGCUGUAUUUGGAGCUGGAGAUCGCUGAAGAGGUGCCGUCCGUAGUGGUGGGCGAUCCAGUGCGGUUGAGACAGGUGCUGCUGAACCUCAUCUCCAACUCCAUCAAAUUCACUGAUAACAGAUGGAUGGAAGGAACGAUGGUUCUGCAAAGAGGCAAACAGGUGGGUUCGUUGUUGAACGUCCUCUUUGACUCAUCGCCUCCCCUUUCCCCUCUGUUCCCCUCUCCCCCCGCACCUCUUCCCCUCCCCCCUCGCACCUCUUGCCUCCCUUCCCUCCUUCCCCGCCCCUUCCCGCCUUCCCCGCCCCUUCCCUCCUUCCCCGCCCCUGCCCUCCUUCCGCGCCCCUGCCCUCCCCCCCCAGUGGCGGAAUCACAGUGGACCUGCGUCUGGCCACUGACGAGGAGAUCAAAGAGUGUGAUGGUGCGGUUUGAGGUGCGGGACACAGGAGUGGGCAUGGACGAGAGUGCGCGCAGCCGGCUGUUCAAGGCGUUCUCGCAGGCCGAUAACUCCACCAGCCGCCGCUACGGUGGCACGGGGCUGGGCCUGGCGAUCUGCAAGAGCCUCUGCAAUUUGAUGGGGGGCGAUAUCAGCCUUCACAGCCAGGUGGGCGUGGGGUCCACCUUUUACUUCCACGUGCGGGUGGGCGUGGUGAGGCGCGACGCCCAGUCAGCCACGGCAUCGGCGGAGCAGUCGCUCACAAGUGACGUGGAGCCGCUGUGGAAGCACCUGCAGGACCUCAGAGUGCUCGUUGCCGAGGACAACAAGGUUAAUCAGAUGGUGGCGACGCGCAUGCUGCACAACCUGGGCCUCAAGUACGACGUGGUGGAGAACGGCAAGCUCGCCGUGCGCGCGUGCUCCGAGCGCUGCUACGACGUCGUGCUCAUGGACCGUCACAUGCCAGAAAUGGGCGGGUUUGAAGCCACGAGGAAGAUUCGGGAGAUGGAAGCGGAGAGGCUGCAGGACUGCCACAUGCCAGAGAUGGAUGGGUUUGAAGCCACGAGGAAGAUCAGGGAGAUGGAGGUGGAGAGGCUGCAGGUGUACACAGCAGCCAUGGCCGCCUGUGGUAACGGCUCCCCUUACGGCAGCGCCGCCAGCUGGGUGGAUAAAAGCGAUGCCAGCGAUAGUGAGGCUAGUUCCCCCUCCCAGCCCCGAAGGGCUCAUAUGCCCCCGCGGCCGCACCGGACGUUUAUCGUCGCGCUUACUGCGUCUGCUCUUAGCGAGGAUAAGGACAGCUGCAUGGCUGCUGGGAUGGACUAUUAUUUAUCGAAGCCGAUCCGGCCGCGGGAGAUUGAGAAGGCGAUCAGGGAGAGCUUGACCCAGGCGAAGAGCCCGACGGGUGAGUUAAAGCCCACGUCGCCGCAGCUGAGGUACCAGCAGACGAAGCGGCAGCUGCUGCUGCAGCAGCAGGAGCAGCAGCGGCAGCAGGAGCAGCAGAGGCAGCAGGGUGUGGGGCGGGACGGGAGGGGGGCAGGAGGGGAGAGUGAGAGAGAGGGGGAGGAUACUGUUGAGUUUGUUCCAGGGAGGGGUGUCGGGAAGGUACAGGGGAGGGAUGCUGUGGGGGAAUCGAGGGGCGAUGUGGUUGGGGGAGGCGAAGGCGGGAGAGCAGGAGAAAUGGGAGGAGCAGCAAGUGGGAUGGACAGGAGUGGGAUGGGAGGGGGAGCAAUGACUAGCACAGGAACGGGAGGGGGAGGGGGAGGGGGAGCAGGUGGGGGAGGGGGAGGGGGGCGAGGGGGAGCGACAGGGGGGAGGGGGGGAAAGAGUCUGGCAGCGUACCCGUCAUUUGGGUCAUGGAACGAUGUGCUGGGGUCGGAGUCGGAAGGCUGUGCCUCUGAUGACUCCUCCCGGGGCCGCCCCCGCCCCCGAGGAGGGGCCGCCGCACCCCCUGGCCCCACUGCUGCUAGUGCUGCCGGUGCUGCCAGUGGUGGCAAGGGUGGUGGCAGUGGCUUGGGUGGUGGCAGUGGCAAGGGUGGUGGCAGUGGCUUGGGUGGUGGCUUGGGUGGUAGCUUGGGUGGUGGCUUGGGUGGUGGGAUGGGAGAGGUGGGAGGUAGACGAGGAGGAGGUGCAGGUGGUGGCAUUGCUGCUUCUGCUGGCAGUGGUGGACGUGCUGGUGGUGGUGGUGGUGGAGAUACUGGUGGUGGUGGUGGUGGAGAAUGCGAAGAGGAGAGAGAGGAGGAGAGGGGGGGUGGGAGAGGAGGAGGAGGAGGAGCAGGAGGAGGAGGAGGAGGAGGAGGAGGAGGAGGAGGAGGAGGAGGAGGAGGAGGAGGAGGAGGAGGAGGAGGAGGAGGAGGAGGAGGAGGAGGAGGAGGAGGAGGAGGAGGAGGAGGAGGAGGAGGAGGAGGGGGGGGGGAGAAAGGAAGGAAGUUCCUAGACGCCUUGCCAGCAGCAACGUCAGCAGCUUCCAGGAAGCUGCACGGGCAGGGGGAUGAGUGUCUGCCGGCCAGGCAGCCUUUUUCAGCCCUGUCUGUGCGCGCCCGCUCGCGCUCCAUGUCCAUGUCCAUCGCUUACAUGAACUUCCAGGUGGAGAGUGACGACGAGGAGGACGAGGAGGGGGUGCUGGGAGGGGGGUCCAACGGAGGCUUCUCCCAAGGCUGGCUCGCCGGCAGAACCGGCAGCGGCUCCUAUGCCGCUGGCCCUUCUGCUUCUGCCUCUGCUGGUGCUUCUUCUGCUGCUGCCCGCGCUUCCCCUGCUGGUGCGAGCGGGUCAGACAGUGGCAACGGGGGGAGGUUGGGCGGAAGGCCUGGAGGGUUGGCCGGAGGGGGGCAGAGGGAGGAGUCUUUUGGCGGUGAAAUUCAUGGAGGGAGUGGGGGGGACCAGAGAGGGGUGGGAGGGAGUGUGAAUGGAGAGGAGGAGGAGGAGGAGGAGGAGGAUGAGGGUGAAUUAUCGUCGUCCAGUCGAGGGGGUUCAAGUGUGGGGGGGAGCGUGCGGAGUGGGAGGAGUGGCAGUGGGAGAGUGGGUAGUGUGAGUGGAGGGUCAGGAAUAGAGAGGAAUGGUAGCGAUAGGAGCCUAAGGGAGCAGGCUGCUAGCCCGAGAGGGGAAGGCGUGGGGAGAGGAGGAGGGAGAGGAGGAGGUGGGGUAGGAGGAGGGAGGGGAGGUGGGGUCAGGGCAGCGAGGGGAGGAAGUGCAGGUAUGGCAAGGGCAGGUCCAGGGGGGAUGGAAAGAAGAGGAACGGGGGAGAGAGGAGGCAGAGGAGGAGGAGGAGGAGGAGGAGGAGGAGGAGGAGGAGGAGGAGGAGGAGGAGGAGGAGGAGGAGGAGGAGGAGGAGGAGGAGGAGGAGGAGGAGGAGGAGGAGGAGGAGGAGGAGGAGGAGGAGGAGGAGGAGGAGGAGGAGGAGGAGGAGGAGGAGGAGGAGGAGGAGGAGGAGGAGGAGGAGAGGAGGAGGAGGAGGAGGAGGAGGAGGAGGAGGAGGAGGAGGAGGAGGAGGAGGAGGAGGAGGAGGAGGAGGAGGAGGAGGAGGAGGAGGAGGUGGGAGAGGAGGAAUGGAGAGGAGAGGGAGUGGUGACCCAAUGGAUCAAAAACUCACAGGUGGGGGCGAGCGCAGGCGGGCAGGAGCGCGUUCCAGAGAGCCCCAGGCAUGGGCGAAUACCCCGACCCGACGGGAGAGGGGGGAAGCCUCCGCCCUCUGGGGGGAAUGCGCCAGGGGGAGGGGCAGGGGCGCCUGGCGGGCGGGCAGGGGGGGCAGGGGCGGGCGGAGGGGUUGGGACUAGCGUGGGGAGGGGGAAUCCGGGAGGGUCGGGGCUGGGGAGAGGGAGCGGGGGGAGGGGAGGGGGUGGGGGGGAAGGUGUGGGGGAGAGUAGAGGAGAGGGGCGGGUCGGGCGGUGGGAGGGGCAGGUGAGGGGAAGCAGAGUGAGAGCUACGGGGCAGGCAGGGGUGGGGGGUCUGGGCCAGGCAACCCCGCUCCUGGGAACGCAUCCAGGGGUGGGCCUCUGGGCACUCCUGGUAGUCUCCGGCGGCCGCCCGCGCACAAGCGGAGAACUUUCUAAUCGCAUGGGGGGCACUGCUGGGAAAAUCCUGGGCCGCGGGGGGAGUGUCGGGGGAGGGGGAGGGUUAGGGGGAGGAGGGGUGCAGAGGGCGCAGUCUAUGUCCCCCCUGUGGCGCAGCACGAGCAUGGACCCGGGGUCGCUGAGUGCUGGUGGGGGCAGGCAGCCCAGGACGGGGUCGGAGCAGCGGGCAGCACAGGACAUGCGCAUGUGGAUUGAGCGGGCCAGUAACCCCAAGAUGGAUGAAUGGCUGUCGCAGGUUGCCUCCAGCUCACCUCCGCCUGUCCCCCGCGCCGUGAGGAAAUCCAGCAGCAGCGGCACCACCCCCCUCUGUCUUCCCCUCACCGCUUUCUGCCCCUCCCCUCCUUCUCUUCCACUUCAGGUCGUCUCCAGCUCACCUCCGCCUGUCCCCCGCGCCGUGAGGAAAUCCAGCAGCAGUGGCACCACCCCUCCGCUGCACUCUGCCGACCGACCCCCUUUACAGUCACACUCGCGCUCGCCGUCCCACUCACACGUGCCCUCCCAUCCCCAGCAGCAACAGCUGCAGCAGCAGCAACAGCAGCAGCGCAAGUCGCUUAGACGCAUGCAGAGCUCUCCCUCUCUGUCCCCCAUCACAAGCCCGACUGGGGAGGAGAGCUGA